Molecule: messenger RNA, 657 nt
Organism: Rotaria sp. Silwood2
Lineage: Eukaryota; Metazoa; Rotifera; Eurotatoria; Philodinida; Philodinidae
Source: the annotation of a GenBank genome assembly
AUGACGUCGUCAACAACACAAAACACACUAUGUGUAAUAUGUGGUAAAGUAUCUGGAUGUUUUACAUGUCGAGAAUGUCAAAAAGAUUUUUGUAAACGACAUGUUGUCGAACAUCAACAAGAAUUGAGCAAACACCUGGAUGAUUUAACUCUUGAUCAUGAUCAAUUUCGACAAAGUCUAACUGAGCAAACACAACAACCACAACAUCAUUCUUAUAUAAAACAAAUAGAUGAAUGGGAACAACAAUCUAUUAAUAAAAUUCGUCAGGUAGCUAAUGAUGCUCAACAACAAAUACAAAAUCUGAUUAAUCAACAUACAACUGAAUUGACUGAGUCUUUAACUGAAAUUGCAUUGGAAUUACGUAAAGCUCGUGAAGAUGAUGACUUUUAUGAAACACAUUUAAAACAAUGGAAGGAAAAAAUUAGCAGAUUGAAAAAUGUUUUUGCUCAAAUACCAAACUUCAGCAUUAGACAAGAAAACACUAAUAUAAUCUCAUUUAUUCCGAAGAUUCCACUAUCAAAGUCGUCUACAGAAAUCUUUGGAAAAUCAAUCGGCAACAUUAGAAUUGAAGAUAAUGGCCAAGUUGUCGUCAAAGAUCAACCUGAUGGAUAUGCAACGGUACGCGGCAAUGGUGAAUAUGCUUCAGGACAACAUUGA